This is a messenger RNA of Ornithodoros turicata, 2044 nucleotides long. Its product is annotated as protein trapped in endoderm-1-like. Gene Ontology annotation, cellular component: membrane. Bases 254 to 1291 code for a protein of 345 amino acids. The transcript has a single exon. The record is from RefSeq and is a predicted model, not a curated record. Gene Ontology annotation, biological process: G protein-coupled receptor signaling pathway. NCBI's taxonomy places the organism in Eukaryota, Metazoa, Arthropoda, Arachnida, Ixodida, Argasidae. Gene Ontology annotation, molecular function: G protein-coupled receptor activity.
UCGGACCGUCGUAGGUUCGUCAACAUGGUCUGACAUCAGCGAUCUCAUAAAUUGUGCCAUCUGAAUUGCGAUCUCUUCUUGAAAAGAGGAACGAGGAACUGGCCUUCCUCCACAGUGAAUCAGACAUAGAUCCAUAGAUAGUGAUACAGAACUGAACGGCUUCCGUUGUGCCUGUUACAUUAUCCGACUUCUGUUUCCGUUUUUAUGAAUCACAAGGACACAUUCCCUUCACUGCCGUACUACCGUAACAGUCAUGACCCAAGAUUCUGACACUCAAGAUGCUACCAAUGCCUCCAGCACGGCACGAUCGACCUACUCCUUCGUUGAUGCCGACCAGAAAGCCCCUCAAGGUCUACUCAGGUUCGAGGAUUACCCGCAAGCGGUCCUCAUGACCGGCUUCGUGGCGCUCAUUGUGUUCGCCAUCUUCGGCUCCGUAGCCAACUUUGUGUCCAUGUUAGCCUUAACGCGGUCUUCGAAACCCUCCAACACGACCAACUUGCUUUUGGUGAGCUUGUGUUUCUGCGACCUCAUCUUCUGUUCAACGAGCACUCCCUUCGCUGCCACCAUCUUCUGGUACGGCAAGUGGGUCUACUCUGAGCUAGGCUGCGUGGCUUACGGCGUCAGCCGCUACUUCAACGUCGGAGCGUCCAUGUUCACCAUAGUGGCCGUCGCUAUCAAUCGUUUAAUCGUGAUCGCUUAUCCGAGAAGACACAAAUUGAUCUUCACACCCGGAAAUAACCUGCUGUUCGUCGUGUCCACUUGGGUGGUGGCCUUUCUCUUGAUCAUCCCACCCACCGGAAAACUGUGGGGUGAGUUCAAGUGGGAUCCCGCCAUCGGAUCAUGCAGCGUAGUUCCCUAUAACGGUCGUACUUCCAGACCCUUUUUAUUUAUGUUUGUGAGCAUCGCUCCGAAUAUUACCUUCGUCUACUGCUACAGCAGGAUCUACUUUAUCGUGCGGAGGACACGGCGUAGUUUACGAAGCCAUUCCCGGCGAACGUCCAAGAGUAACACCGUGAGUCUUCCAAACGUCCAGCUCUCCGAGAAGGAAAAAAAGAACGGGAGACUGCUGUGGAUGAUUCUGGUGAUUUUUGUCACGUUUACAUUCAGCUAUCUUCCGCUGCUCGUCGUGCAAGCGUUCGGAAUUUUCCGCGAUUCUCCGUGGGUGAGGGUGUUAUGUUGUAUCACAUUUUCCUUUUCUGGAUGUAUCAAUCCCAUCAUUUACGUCUGUAUGAGUCGCGAGUAUAGGAAAUCAUAUUUUGAAUUGUUCCGGGGUUCAAAUGGGACGUCGUAGGUGGUGGAGGCAAAACCAAGAUCGUAACAGUAUACGAUCCAGUCUUGGGCAGCAACUAAGUUAAAAGCAACGUGUGGCUCUAACUAGUUACUUUUUGAAGUAGCUAUAUAGUUACUUGUCAACGAAGGUAACUUGUUACUCCUUUCGGUUCAAGUUACUGUACUCAGGUGUGGCAAUAUUUUCAGUUCCGUGGUGUUGUUUUGUCGUGGCUUCAAGUACGCUGCCGUGUUUCUCGACCAGGAAUACCGGAAAUUUUGUCAUUUCAUACGCAGCUACGAUGUCUUCGACUAAGCCCCACCGAAUCCUCUGUUUAUAACCCGGUUUAACUAUGCUACAGGAUGGAACAUGUGCUAAAAACAAAAUUUUUUAGAGUUACAUUUAUUCGACUUUUUCUUCUCAGAAGAUAACUGUAAAAUAAUAAGUUACUUUAACGUGAGUUACAAGCUAUGUGUAACUUUACUUUUUUUGAAUAACUUGCACAUGGCUCACUAUGAUCCGCUGUGAUGUCCACGCACAAAGACCGACAACACCGCCAUAUAGCCUGAGAACAGCACUACCUUGUUAUGGACGGACGGGACGGACGUAUUUCAUGAGCGUCUCCAACUCAUUUUUCGAUUGAUUGCGUUGUGUUUUCUGUGGACUUGUUGUGCCUGUUUAAUCUCGAGUGUUUUGCCCUCUUUAUGAGACGAAUGAACUUAUGUUUGUUGUUAAACUUGUUAAAACUAUAAACGUACCAAUAAACUCAUGCUAUGA